AUGGACACCGCCGGGAUCAAGCCGUCCACCAUGCGGGCGGUGCAGUACAGCGGCUACGGUGGUGGUGCCGCAGCCCUCAAGUAUGUGGAGAUCCCUGUGCCGUCACUGAAGAAAGAAGAAGUUCUCAUAAAAGUUGAAGCAGCAAGCAUCAAUCCUGCGGAUUGUAGGAUCCAGAAAGGGCUGCUACGUCCGUUUCUCCCCAAAUUUCCAUUUAUUCCAGUUACCGAUGUUGCCGGAGAGAUUGCUGAGGUUGGUACCGAAGUGCGCGAGCUCAAAGUUGGCGACAAAGUCGUGUCGAAAUUGAUAUUCUGGAAAGCUGGUGGCCUCGCAGAGUACGUAGCAGCAUCCGAGAGCGUCACCGUUGUCCGCCCCGCCGGCGUAUCCGCCACCGACGCCGCAGGGCUGCCCAUUGCCGGUCUCACCGCUCUCCAGGCCCUGAAGGCCAUCGGCACCAAGUUCGAUGGCACGGGCAGCGCCAGCAACAUCCUGAUCACGGCGGCGUCCGGUGGCAUCGGUUCUUACGCCGUUCAGCUCGCUAAGCUUGCGAACCACAGCGUCACCGCCACCUGCGGCGCGCGCAACCUGGAGCUUGUUGAGAGCAUCGGCGCCGACGAGGUGCUCGACUACAAGACCCCGGAAGGCGCUGCACUGAAGAACACCUCCGGGAAGAAGUAUGACUACAUCAUCAACACCACGAACAGCGGCAAGUGGUCGGCAUUCAAGCCGAGUCUCUGCAGCCACGGCAGAGUCGUCGACGUAGCGCCCAACUUCGGCAACUUUGUCGCAUCGAUCCUGACGUUGUUCUCGAAGAAGAAGCUGUCCACGGUUAUCCUGUCGCUGGGUAUGCAGGACCUGAGGUUUCUGCUUGAGCUGGUGAAGGAAGGCAAGCUCAAGACGGUCGUCGACUCGCGGCAUCCAUUCGAGAAGGCAGCGGACGCGUGGGAGAAGAGCUUGAGCGGCCAUGCCACGGGGAAGGUCAUUGUUGAGAUGUGA
This is a messenger RNA of Lolium rigidum, 993 nucleotides long. RefSeq names its product chloroplast envelope quinone oxidoreductase homolog. Gene Ontology annotation, molecular function: oxidoreductase activity. The transcript has 4 exons. Lineage: Eukaryota; Viridiplantae; Streptophyta; Magnoliopsida; Poales; Poaceae. Bases 1 to 993 code for a protein of 330 amino acids. The record is from RefSeq and is a predicted model, not a curated record.